AGCUGGCAAACUGGCUCUGGAGGGGGAGACUGACAGCCAGCGCCUCAGGAGCUGUGACUUCCGGUCUGGCACCCAGGGGACCACAUGACCGCAGCGGACUUUGCCUCAGGGCCUUCCAGGAAGGGAAGAGGCCUGACUUUGGGCCGGUUGGAGCUGCCUCUGCCCCAGGCUGCCGCUCUGGUUUGCUCUCUAUUGUCCACUGGAGCGGAGCCUUCUCUUGGCCACUGCCCAGCCGCCGGCCGUGGAGGGACGCACCCCCGCCUCCACUCCCCAGGCCAGGAGAAGACAGGCAGGGGCCCUGCAGGACCCGCUGAUGAGCCGUUGUCCCACUCCCUGGCAGUGACCAGCCCGGAGAGCAGGGCAUGGCGCAGGCGGGGACGACGGCGCCGCCCGGGGAGGCCCCGCGCCCGCCGCCGGUUUUCAAGCUGGUUCUGUGGGGCAGCGGCUCGGUGGGCAAGUCCAGCCUGGCCCUUCGCUACGUGAAGAAUGACUUCAGGAGCGUCCUGCCGACCGUGGGCUGCGCGUUCUUCACCAAGGUGGUGGACCUGGGGGCGACCUCGGUGAAGCUGGAGAUAUGGGACACGGCCGGCCAGGAGAAGUACCACAGCGUCUCCCACCUCUACUUCCGGGGCGCCAGCGCCGCCCUGCUGGUGUAUGACAUCAGCUGCAAGGACUCCUUCCACAAGGUCCGGCAGUGGCUGGAGGACCUGGAGCAGGAGGUGCACCUGGGAGAGGUGGUGGUGAUGCUGGUGGGUAACAAGACGGACCUCAGCCAGCAGCGGGAGGUGGCCUUCCAGGAAGGGAAGGAGUUCGCGGAGAGCAGACGGCUGCUGUUCCUGGAAGCCUCAGCCAAGCUCAACUACCAGGUGUCAGAGAUCUUCAGCACCGUGGCCCGAGAACUAUUGCAGAGAGAAGGCUCCAGGCAGGGCCAGGUCCAGCGGGGCCGUGCCGCUGUGGUUCUCAACCAGGGGCCCACCAGGCCGGCCAAAUGCUGCAGCCACUAGGGCGGCCACCCAGGAGGGCCAUGGGAGGAUGCCCCCGCCCAGCCUCGGGGGUCUCUGGCCUGGACCGUGUGCAGAGCGAGCCGCCGCCAUCACCAUGGAUGCCGCAUUGCUGCUAAGCCCGGAAAUCCUGGAAGUCGGCGUCUUACCCCAGAACCAUGGCCAAGAGCUCCCCGAGACCCUGGGCCAGGUGCACCUGCGCCCUCCUGGGCUGCCACCUCUCGGCUGCCUCGCCCCGGACACAGGAAGGAGCUCACAACGGCGGGGCUCCCACAGACGCUCUGCUCACCGUCGUGGGUGGACGCGCACUCACCUGGUUUGGGUGGUGGCCCUGGGGCUGAGCCCACCUGCCUCUGGGAGGUGGGGGGGGGGGUUCCACUGUGGGGGGUCUCAGUGAAGCUGUCCUUGGAGGCGGGGCCUGGCAGAGGGCAGCCGGGGCUGGGGGCGCUGGCCCCUCCCUCUGUCUUCUCCCACUGGGGUUCUGAUGAAGCCUCAGGCCCCUGGGGCCGAGACAUAAAUUGUAGCUUGGACGCA
Molecule: messenger RNA, 1535 nt
Organism: Oryctolagus cuniculus (rabbit)
Lineage: Eukaryota; Metazoa; Chordata; Mammalia; Lagomorpha; Leporidae
Gene: RAB17
Product: RAB17, member RAS oncogene family
Molecular function (GO): GTPase activity; GTP binding
Source: RefSeq, a predicted model, not a curated record